ACCAGAGACUAAUUACGAAUCCAUUAUUGGUGUGUUUGUGUUGUUUGUUGUGUUGUUUGUUUGUUUUUUGGUGUUGCUUCUUGUUGUUUGUUGUUGUUUGUUAUUAGUAAUAAUAAUAAUAUUAGUAUGAGAAACUUGAAACUUGAUGAGGUGGAAAUAGAGAAGGAGGAGAAGUACUAGUAGUACCAGAGACUAAUUACGAAUCCAUUAUUGGUGUGUUUGUGUCCCCCUUCUGCUUCCUGCCCUGAACAGUAAGAGUUUAUGUGCUGGGACUGCAGCAUCAGCACAUGGCCUCUUACAGUGUAAGGCGGAGAAACCUUCUCUUCAGUGACAGUACACUUUUCUCUGUUUCAUAGCAAUUCAGUUAAUUACACAGGGAAUUUAAAAACAGUUUGCUAUAGAAUAUCAAUGAAUCAGCAAAGGCAUUGUGUAUACUGAGUGACUUUAUUUUUCUAUUACAGAUGUAACAAAUCCAUUAAAUAUUCGAUGUAAGCAUUUUGUAAGCAUUUUCACCAAAAACCUAUAUGGGGACUUAUAAGGAUUAUAAGGGUCUUAGCCCAGAGACAAGAUGGUAAAAGCAUGGAAUAAAGUUAAAUAGCAGUUAAAGAGAUUACAAUACGGAUGCUUUUGGCCUUUAUCUUCAUAAAAAAAUAACCUAAUCAACUACUUUUUCAUCCAAACCAUCAGUUAUAUUCUUUGACCACUAGAGAGCGCAAGACUACAACAACUGAGAAAUGAGUUCCUGCUGCUUUUGGUCAUUCCCUAGAAGAAGUGCAAAAGAGAAGUAAGAAACAAUGUCAGCGAGAGGGGAAAAGGCCAGACCUCCAGAGGUACGAUCCUGGCGCAGCACAGACACGCAGAUGCAAGGAUAGAUGUGAAGGAGACGUACUAGCAAUUUCCACUGAACCUGCAUAUGCUUCAGAGGAGUCUGUGUCAGAUCCUGCCAUUAAAAUGUCUGCCAGCUCUCUACCAGGUUCAGGCCUGAAAUUCACCAGCAGUGAUUGCCAGUCUGAACUGAGCAAUGUUGAUUUUGACUGUAAUGAUGGUAAUGCAUCUUUCAAUCGUCAACAUGCCAGGAGGAACACUGUUAAAAGUAGUGAACUAUCAAGCACUGGAACAACUGGUUCUCCAAAACUACGGAAAUUGCGCAAACCUGAUCGUGAGAUAUACCAGCCUGGUGGGCGAAGGGGACAAGGUUAUAGAGACUAUGGCCUAACCAAGGAGUUAGAGCAGGUAUCACAAGAAGUGGUAAAGGCAGAUGAUACUACAAGUAAUGGGUUGAUGGGCUUAGUUGAAAAAUGCAGGGAUAUACAUCUGGAAGAGGAAAAAAGAAAUGGGAGGGAAGUCAAAGAAGGCAGGAAAAAACAGGUGCUGGGAAAACAAAAGAGAUUAGACGUGUCUUCUUCAAACUAUGAUCAGCCCACUGUUAACAAUAUAACUGAUAAAGUGGAGAAACACAACAGCCCCACAGCUGUAGAUGCAGAAAAGAAGAGUGAAAAUAGUAGUAGAAGAAGACGAAGGGUAAGUGGCAAGGGCUCUAAGAACAGAACAGGAAGAGGAGAAGGAGGAACGGGUGAAGUGAAGGAGAAGAAGAAGGAACAGGAAAAACGAAGGUCCAGAGGGGGCAGGGAAGGAGGGUCCAAUCAAGCUUCAGCGAAGAGAGAGGAAGGAGAGGGAGGCGAAAAAAGUUUACUGACACACCAGCUAGAGAAAAACAGUGAGCCAAAGGUAGAAGGAAGAUUUCAGUGGGAUGUGAAAGGAAAAAAUGUUAGUCAAGACCAGAACUUGAAAAAAGAAAAACACAGAGGCAGUCAGCCAAUAGAAAGUGAUAGCGAUAGGUGCAGAACAGCUCAAGGAACACAACCUAGCAAAGUCAACUGUUAUUCAAAGCGUUAUUCCAAAUCAGAUAUCAGACGGCCUAGAAACCGGACCUACAGCACAAGUUCAGCCAGCAGUGGUACCAGCAUGGACGGGCCAGUAGAACCUGAAACAUACAGGUCUAAUGCAGAAUGUGGGGUGGGAGAAAGAGGGCCAAUGCAUAAGUCUCAUGAAAGGAUGAUAGAGGAGGUGGACCAUGCCAUGGCAUACGAGCCCAGGCAAAGAAGAAGGACAGCCAAAGACAUGUCGUCCACAGAUUCCUUUGAGGAGAAUGAGGGAAUGGAGAGAGAUGGAAGAGGAGGAGUUAGAGCCAAAGCAGAUAAGAAUGACAGUAGAACAUCAAAAGGGAAUACCAGAGGAUUGAGAGGAGCCUUGAUUGGUGGUCAAGGAGGAGUCUUGAGAGUUUCUUUGGACAGGCAGUCUGGCACAGCCUCAGGAACCAGGGAGGACCAAACCAAGUGCAAAAAUCCAAGUCCUAGAGGCCGAGGAAGAGGCAUUCUGGUACUCCCAACACACACUGAACUAAACACGUCCUCAGAACCUGGACCUCGGCUUAUGUGUGGGGCAAGAAGCAGCAUAGGCCUAGGUAGAGGAAGAGGAAGUCGUGGUGGAAGUACUAGGCGGCUGUGGGACCCUAAUAACCCUGAUAAGAAACCAGCUCUGUCAGGCAGCCAACAAUCCCAGCAGUCAUCUCUCCGACAGCCACUGUACUUGCAGCAUCAAGGAGGAUAUGGGCCACUGCACUUUCUGGACACUGAUGAUGAAGCUGCUGGGAGCCCUCCUGUGCACCAGGGGGAGGACUUUCAAGGCCAACAUGCUGCCACCAUGGCUUACUACAAAUAUCAGAAUUCUGACAACCCUUACUGCUACCCGUUACCAACCAGCUCUUCAAACACACCUCCAUGCUACACCUAUUCCUAUCAGCUCCCAUAUCAGUUACCUGGCCCUAAUGGGAUGUUCCAGAAUACAGGCAUGGCACCUUUUUAUGGAGUGUAUGGACACAGUGGUCAAGUUUACCCAUCUACAGCCAUCACCUUUAGCCCAGAGGAGACAGAGGUACAGACAAGAGGGGAACUCAGUAAACUUCUUCGAAUGACUGACAGCCAGGAACUCCAGCUCAGCAACCUGCUGUCCAGGGAACGACUUAGUCGAGAAGGACUAGACAGGAUGGCCCAGCUGAGAGCUGAGCUCCUGACAUUGUAUGAGAGUGUAAUUCUAACAGACAUCGAGUUCUCUGACACACAGAAUGUGGACCAGUUACUGUGGAAGAAUGUGUUUUAUCAGGUCAUUGAGAGAUUCAGACAACUUCUGAAGAACCAGGAUUCAGAUACAUCUCUCCAGAUCAGGGCCAUGCUUCUAACCAUACUGGAAGAGGGGGCAAUGUUUUUUGAUUCACUGCUGUUGAAGUUACAAACUGUAUUCCAGUUUAAACUAGAAGACUACAUGGAUGGAAUGGCAAUACGUGCAAAACCUCUACGGAAGACUGUGAAAUAUGCUUUGAUCAGUGCCCAGCGGUGUAUGAUUUGUCAAGGAGAUGUCGCAAGAUACAGAGAACAAGCAAAUGAUUCUGCUAAUUAUGGUAAAGCACGCAGUUGGUACCUGAAAGCGCAGCAGAUUGCACCAAAAAAUGGACGACCAUACAACCAGCUUGCUGUGUUAGCAGUGUACACAAAGCGGAAGCUGGAUGCUGUGUAUUACUACAUGCGUAGCCUGGCUGCCAGCAACCCAAUCCUCACAGCCAAGGAGAGCCUGAUGAGUCUGUUUGAAGAAGCCAAGCGCAAGGCUGAGCAGAUUGAGCGCAGAAUGAAGGAGAAUAUGGAAAGUGGCACACGUGGCCCACGGGGGCAUGGAACAGUUCGGAGUCAGGAUGCCACCCGGGUAGAAAUCUGGAUACGCCCCUCUGGGCAUCCUGGAGUGGCAUCUCGCAUUGAAGGCAGCGAGUCUGGCAAAGACUCAGAGCAAGAUGGUGGGCUGAGGGCACUGAGUGCAAGUGAUCUCAAUAAGAGAUUUGUCUUGAGUUUUCUUCACACUCAUGGAAAGCUCUUCACGAAAGUAGGGAUGGAGAGCUUCCCAGCUGUGGCCACUCGCAUGUUGGAGGAGUUCAGGGCCCUCCUCCAGCAUAGCCCCUCUCCUCUGGGAAGUACACGCAUGCUUCAGAUCAUUACAGUCAACAUGUUUACCGUUCAUUAUGCUCAGACCAGAGAUAAAGGGCAGGGAGAGGCUCGUUCAGUAUUGGAAGAACAGUCUACUUCUCUGGGUUUGGCCAUGUUUGGGCUACUGGUGCAGCGUUGCACUGAACUUCUUAAAGAAACACCUGCAGAGCCUAUACCAUUGGAGGAGGUUGAUGAUGAAGUGGAGCCCAUGGUGCGAGUGUCCAGUUUUACGACUGACCUGCGAGAGCUCCUGCCCAGUGUCAAAGUCUGGUCUGACUGGAUGCUGGGCCACCCAGAGCAGUGGAAUCCUCCUCCGUGCAAUUUUGAUGGCAGUCCUGACGUGUGGCAGUGCCUGGCAGACCUGUGUAAUUCUUUGGCAUCUGUGUAUCAUGGUGAGAUUCCACUCUUCAAGGCAGAUGCGGAUGGAGAGAGUGAUGAGUUGCGACUACUGGUGCUGGAGGAGGACAGGAUGCUAGCUGGAUUUGUCCCCUUACUGGCUGCUCCACAAGAGCCAUGCUAUAUUGAGCCCCAGUCAGAUACUGCCAUGGCAGCUGACUGUAAGAGAGUGACUGUGCUGAAGUACUUCCUUGAGGCCCUUUGUGGCCAGGAAGAGCCUCUGCUCGCUUUUAAAGGAGGGAAGUAUGUUUCCAUAGCAUCGCUGGCCACUCCCAGCCAAUCAGCUGAGCACAAGACCCAAUCACAGACCAACGAGCCAUGUCAGGACAACAGUGUGAUCAUAGAGGAGACAUCACUGUCCACAUCGGAAGGAGAGAUGGAUGAAGGGAUGGAUGAACAUGAAAAUGAGAAUGAUAUCCGAGAGCUGAGAGCUCGACGUUAUGCUUUAGUGCACAAACUGGCAGAACAACAGAAACGGAGAGACAAAAUAAAGGCUGUGCUACAAACUGGAAGCCAGCUUGAGCUGGAGAUCAGGCCUUUCUAUCUUGUCCCUGAUACCAACUGCUUUAUCGACCACCUGGAGGGCUUGAAAAAGCUGCUGGCGUGUGGGACAUACAUACUGGUGGUACCACUGAUAGUGAUUACAGAGCUGGAUGGCUUGGCUAAAGGGCAAGAAUGCCGUGAUGUAGACUCUGUAGGUGAAGCAGCUCAUGCCAGGCUGGUGCAGGAAUGUGCCAAAGCAGCUGUGGCUUUCUUGGAAAAGGGCUUUGAGGCCAGAGAGCCUGGCCUGAGAGCACUCACCAGCAGGGGAAACCAGUUAGAGUCAAUUGCCUUCCGCAGUGAGGACACCUCUGGACAAAAGGGCAACAAUGAUGAUGUGAUUCUGUCCUGCUGCCUGCAUUACUGUCAAGACAAGGCUAAGGACUUUAUGCCUGCUCAGAGAGAUGGGCCAGUUCGCCUGCACAGGGAAGUGGUUUUGCUAACCGAUGACCGUAAUCUGCGUGUGAAAGCUCUAACCCGUAAUGUCCCAGUUCGAGACAUCCCUGCCUUCCUGAGCUGGGCUAAAGUGGGCUGAACUAAGGGUACAGACUUCCUGAUGUAAAAACAAUGCUCAUCCUCCACUGCAACAGAGUGGAGAGCAAGAAUGUGGCACAGAGGCAGCGAAAGAGGGAGUAUGUUUGUGAGAGAGGAAAUCAGCAAAGCUUUUUUGUCACUAACAAAAAAAGCAAAGAAUGAGGAAUGAAUUCAUUUUCACGGAGAUGAGUUUCUUUAUCCUCUUAAUAACAAUGCAUAAAGAGUAGCAGGAAAGUGUUUGAGAUGGUGAGACAGACUGAGCUGACCAGGGUCCUGUGCAUGUAAGGUACAGGGAAUGUGUGUGUGUGUGUGUGUGUGUGUGUGUGUGUGUGUGUGUGUGUGUGUGUGUGUGUGUGUGAGAGAGAGAGAGAGAGAGAGACAGAGAGAGCGCAAGAGAGUGAGUGAGCGAGCAAGCAAGAGCAAGUGUGUGGGACAAAAAAUUGCUAGAGUAUACGUGUAAGCUAUCAAUAUUGAACAUUAAGUAGCUCUAAUUAGGAGGGGUGGGAAAGAGAUCUGUAAAACCAGACCCCAUCAGUGGAAAUCUUCCUGGAUGUAAUCACUUUGGUCCUCCACUGACAGCCAUUGUUAAGAUCCACUUUGGGGUGAUGUGAUUGGUUCAGGGCAGAGAGAGACAUGAGACGUUUUGUUUCUGUCAUCUUUUGUUCCUGUUCUGCAGCCUGCAAGGCCUUAAAGACAUUAGUGACUCUUUUUUUUUUUUUUUUUUAAUUUCUUCACUUUGCUUUAAGCUUGUUUUUUCCACAGACACACACAACCAAAACAGUCCAAUCCAAAAAUUUAACACUUAAACAUUAUCUUAUGUUUGGCAGUAAAUCACAAUAAACUGUAAAUGCUCAGCUAAUUACACUAUUUAUGAGUAUGUUUUAACUUGAUAGCCACAGGCUUAUGAUAAUUUUGCCAUGUAAAUAGUUGUGGAUGACUUUUGUUUUUUUAGUAGUUGUAUUGUAAAAAUGUUCCAUGAUGUAACAUGACUUUUGCCUCUGUCACAAAAACAGUGUGGUUUGCCUUAGAAUGUGGAGUUUUGCAGCACCAACAAUAGCGUGAGGAAGUUUCAUGUGACCUGAUAUUUCAGUUUGGUGGGCUCAGUGUUCUUGAACAUAGUUUCUUCUUUAUCAUAUAUGGGCAGCCAAUCCACACCUUUAACCACGACAUUUUCGUUUUUUUCUCAUUUUGGUUUAAUAAAUCUUUUGAAAUCUU
Pangasianodon hypophthalmus (striped catfish) is the source of this 6716-nucleotide messenger RNA. It is a transcript of the gene smg6, whose product is annotated as SMG6 nonsense mediated mRNA decay factor. The transcript is spliced from 19 exons. Gene Ontology annotation, cellular component: telomerase holoenzyme complex. Gene Ontology annotation, biological process: nuclear-transcribed mRNA catabolic process, nonsense-mediated decay. Gene Ontology annotation, molecular function: telomeric repeat DNA binding; telomerase RNA binding; protein binding. Bases 952 to 5502 code for a protein of 1516 amino acids. NCBI's taxonomy places the organism in Eukaryota, Metazoa, Chordata, Actinopteri, Siluriformes, Pangasiidae. The record is from RefSeq and is a predicted model, not a curated record.